AUGGUCCCAAAAGAAGACCAUCAAUACAUUGGGAUUAUCCAACUACUUCACCAUUUUGGGUGGACAUGGAUUGGGAUUUUUGCUGUUGAUAACAACAAUGGAGAAAAUUUCUUAGAAAAAAUGCAGUCCUUACUUUCAGAGAACGGAAUCUGCUCAUCGUUCAUAGAAAGGCUUCCACAACUGGUUCACUUGGAGGACUUCCCAGAAGUUUAUCAUAAAAUCUCAAUUAUCUCCAUUAAUUUGAUGAACAGCAAAGCCAAUGCAUUUCUUGUCUAUGGAGAAUCCUGGGCUAUUAUGUGGCUAAGAACUGUUACAUUUUUGGCAGAUCCUGAAACCAAAGAAAUGGCAUUAUUUAGAAAGGUGUGGAUCAUGACUGCACAGAUUGAUUUCAUAUUAUCAGGAUUUCAAAUCACAUGGGAUCUCAAGAUGUUCCAUGGGGCUAUUUCCUUCACUGUUCAUUCAAGAGCAGUUGUAGGUUUCAAGGAAUUUCUUCAGACUGUAAAUCCUCUUUCAGACAACAGAAAUGGGUUUCUGCAGGAAGUUUGGGAACAAUCAUUUGAUUGUUCAUUUCCAAAAUCAGAGUUACAAAAAAUGCAGAGUAGGAAAUGCACUGGGGAGAUGAAGCUGGAGGACCUUCCUGCACCUGUAUUUGAAAUGGAAAUGAUUGGCCAAAGCUAUAGUAUCUACAAUGCUGUUUAUGCUGUGGCUCAUGCUUUGCAAGGUCUACUCAUUCUGGAGUUCAAUAGAAAGAAGACUAAAAUGGAUAAAAAACCCGAUUUUCUAAAUCUGCAGGCUUGGCAGCUCCAUUCAUUUCUUCAAGGCAUUUCUUUUAACAAUUCAGUUGGGGAGAGAGUGUUCCCGAAUGAGAAAGGAAAAGCAACAGGUGGAUUCGACAUCACCAACUUGAUAACUUUUCCAAACAGAUCCUUUCAGAGAGUUAGAGUUGGAAAGCUGGAUCUACAGGCCCCAAAAGGGAAGGAAUUACUCAUUGAUGAAGAUGUGAUCGUCUGGAAUCCAGCUUUUAACCAGGUUCUUCCACUUUCUCGAUGCAAUGACCCUUGUUUCCCUGCAUCCUGGAAGAAAGGGAUUGAGGGGGAUCAAUUCUGCUGCUAUGCCUGUGUUCCAUGCCCAGAAGGGAAGAUUUCAAAUCAAAAUGAUAUGGAUGACUGUUUUGAAUGUUCAGAAGAUCAGUAUCCAAAUAAAGAAAAGAAUGGAUGUAUCCUGAAAGUGAUGGUAUUUCUAACUUUUGAAGAAACCUUAGGAAUUGGUUUAGCCUCAGCAGCUCUUUGUUUCUUCUUCUUGACAACUUGGAUACUUGGAACUUUUAUUAAGCACAGGGAUACUCCGAUUGUCAAAGCCAACAACAGGUUCCUCACCUACACCCUGCUUGUCUCUCUUCUGCUCUGUUUUCUCUCCUCUUUGUUCUUUCUCAGCCAUCCUGGCAAAGUGAUCUGCCUUCUCCGACAAUCAAUGUUUGGUAUCACUUUCUCAGUGGCCAUUUCUAGUGUAUUGGCUAAAACCAUCACUGUAGUUGUGGCUUUCAUGGCCACUAAACCAGGAUCUCAGAUGAGGAAAUGGGUGGGGAAAAGAUUGGCUUUUUGUACUGUCCUUUCCUGUUCUCUCUUCCAAGUAUUGAUUUGUAUUAUUUGGUUGUCAACAUCCCCACCAUUCCCUGAGUUGGACAUGUUCUCAAAACUCCAAGAAAUAAUUUUGCAGUGCAAUGAGGGGUCAGCUUUCUUCUUUUAUUGUGUCUUAGGCUACAUGGGUAUCUUGGCCAUUGCCAGCUUUUUUCUGGCUUUUCUUGCCCGUAAACUACCUGACAGCUUCAAUGAAGCCAAGUUCAUCACCUUCAGCAUGUUGGCCUUUUGCAGUGUGUGGAUCUCCUUCUUUCCAGCCUAUCUGAGCACAAAAGGAAAAGCCAUGGUAGCUGUGGAGAUCUUCUCCAUCUUGUCCUCCAGCGCUGCAUUACUGGGAUGUAUAUUUUUCCCAAAAUGCUACAUAAUUGUUUUUAGGCCUGACCUCAAUCACAGGGAGCAACUCACAAAGAGAAAUUAG
This is a messenger RNA of Crotalus tigris (Tiger rattlesnake), 2055 nucleotides long. Its product is annotated as vomeronasal type-2 receptor 116-like. NCBI's taxonomy places the organism in Eukaryota, Metazoa, Chordata, Lepidosauria, Squamata, Viperidae. Gene Ontology annotation, molecular function: G protein-coupled receptor activity. Gene Ontology annotation, biological process: G protein-coupled receptor signaling pathway. The transcript has 4 exons. The record is from RefSeq and is a predicted model, not a curated record. The coding region runs from base 1 to 2055 and encodes 684 amino acids. Gene Ontology annotation, cellular component: membrane.